Medicago truncatula (barrel medic) is the source of this 599-nucleotide messenger RNA. Its product is annotated as proteinase inhibitor PSI-1.2. The record is from RefSeq and is a predicted model, not a curated record. The transcript has 2 exons. The coding region runs from base 108 to 350 and encodes 80 amino acids. NCBI's taxonomy places the organism in Eukaryota, Viridiplantae, Streptophyta, Magnoliopsida, Fabales, Fabaceae. Gene Ontology annotation, molecular function: serine-type endopeptidase inhibitor activity.
UUUAAUUCAAUAAUAAACAGACGAUUUCCUAUCUUAUACGUAUGUUCUUAAAUUUUAUGCUAUAAAUAUGAGACUUAAGUUUCACCAAUUUUACCAAAAACAACAAAAUGGCUUUAAAGGUUGGAACUAUCCUUCUUGUCUUCGUUUGUGGUGCAAUUCUUUCAGGAGGCAACCUGAAAAAUGUUGAUGCACAAAAAAUUUGCCCACAAUUUUGCUAUGAUUCAGUUGCAUACAUGACUUGCCCUUCUUCAGGUGAUCAACACCUCACCCCAAAAUGCAAUUGUUGCCUUGCAUCAACUGGAUGUAUACUUUAUGAAGCAGAUGGUACUCCUAUUUGUACUGCUGAUUGAAAUACAUAACUAUGUAACACUUUUCUGAAUUUCAAUAAUUAUGUUGUAAUAUGUUUGUUAAAAAAAUUGUAAUCAUUUGAAAGCAUAUGGAACUCCUAUUUGUAUGUAAUAUGAAUAUGGAUAUGGAUUGAUGUGAUGUGAUGUGAAUGUGCAUUCACAUACACAAAGACCACCUUUUUAAAUUUCAAUAAUUAUGUUGUAAUAUGUGUGAUAAAAUAUUAUAAUAAAUUGUAUUUAUAAAAAAUACAA